Messenger RNA from Syzygium oleosum, 1989 nucleotides. Its product is annotated as polyamine oxidase 2-like. The record is from RefSeq and is a predicted model, not a curated record. The coding region runs from base 410 to 1870 and encodes 486 amino acids. Gene Ontology annotation, cellular component: peroxisome. Gene Ontology annotation, molecular function: polyamine oxidase activity. The transcript has 10 exons. Lineage: Eukaryota; Viridiplantae; Streptophyta; Magnoliopsida; Myrtales; Myrtaceae. Gene Ontology annotation, biological process: polyamine catabolic process.
UCUUUACCUUCCCUUCACGUAACGAAGAGGAACUUCUAUAAAGGGCAACUGGAAGACGCGAAAUGAGCCAAGAAACGCUCGCUUAUCUCUCUCCCUCCCUCCACAGCUCAUCUCUCUCUGCGCUCCGUCCGCGAUUGGAUCGAUCGGAGCUUGGCGUCGUCGGGGGGACAAAUCCGAAGCGCAUGAGCUGGUUGGGGAAGCAGGGCAUCCUGAAUUCGAGGUGCAACCAUUUCGUCGCUCGCCUCUUGGUCUUCGUCCUCCAUUUCUCGCCUCAGUCGCCUCCUUGUCUCUUCGAAUUCGAGAACAGGUCGUUGUUCGACCCUUUGCUGAGUCUGUCAAGUUCGAUUCGCUCCGGUAGCAGCAGUAGCAGCAGUAGAAGCGAUCGUUGUCGUUCGGACAUCGUCUCGGCAUGGAGUCUGGAAACAAGAGCUCAGCUUUGUGCUAUUCAUCUAGUACAAAUGGACGACAGGCAAGGUCAGCAUCAGUUAUUGUAAUAGGAGGUGGCAUUGCUGGACUAGCCGCCGCUCGUGCCCUUCAUGACGCCUCAUUUCAGGUCCUUUUGCUGGAGUCACGUGCCAGACUUGGUGGUCGAAUUCAUACUGACUAUUCUUGCGGUUUUCCUGUGGAUCUUGGGGCCUCAUGGUUGCAUGGAGUGUGCGAAGAGAAUCCUUUGGCCCCUUUGAUUGGGAGAUUGGGAUUACCUCUGUACCGAACCAGCGGUGAUAACUCUGUCUUGUAUGACCAUGACUUGGAAAGUUGUGCGUUCUUUGACCUGGAUGGCAAGCGAGUUCCUCAAGAAUUGGUCGCUGAAGUUGGCAAAACAGUUGAGAAUAUCAUGGAAGAGGCGAACAAAGUAAGGCAAGAGUGCAGUGAAGACAUGUCCUUACGACGGGCUUUCUCACUAAUUUUUGAACGGAGGCCAGAGUUAAGGUUGGAAGGGCUUCACUUCAAGGUACUACAGUGGUAUCUCUGCAGAAUGGAAGGCUGGUUUGCUGCAGAUGCUGAUAACAUCUCGCUGAACUGCUGGGCUGAGGAAGAAUUGCUGCCUGGUGGACAUGGAUUGAUGGUUAGGGGUUAUCUCCCUGUUAUAAACACCCUUGCUAAAGGUCUCGAUGUCCGCUUGGGCCAUAGAGUUACCAACAUUGUGAGGCGUUACAAUGGAGUGAAGGUAACUGUAGAAGACGGGAGAACGUUCGCCGCGGAUGCUGCAAUUAUCACUGUGCCUCUUGGUGUGCUGAAAUCACAAAGCAUUAGGUUUGAGCCUAAGCUACCUGAUUGGAAGGAAGCAGCAAUUGCGGAUAUCGGUGUCGGGAUUGAGAACAAGAUCGUGUUGCAUUUUGAAAAGGUGUUUUGGCCCAAUGUGGAAUUUCUGGGAGUGGUUGCUGAUUCAUCUUCUAGCUGCAGCUACUUUCUAAAUCUUCACAGGGCAACGGGUCAUUCUGUUCUUGUUUAUAUGCCAUGUGGGCAGCUGGCUAAAGACAUCGAGCAGAUGUCUGAUGAAGCAGCUGCUAAUUUUGCUUUCAUGCAACUAAAGAAGAUCCUUCCCGAUGCUUCUUCCCCGAUUCGGUAUGUCGUGUCUCAUUGGGGUACAGACAUUAACUCACUUGGGUCAUAUAGCUGUGGUGUAGUGGGGAAGCCCCAAGAUCUCUUUGAAAAGCUAAGGAUUCCGGUGGAUAACCUUUUCUUUGCUGGAGAGGCAACAAGUUCGAGCUACCAAGGAUCCCUGCACGGCGCAUUCGCUACCGGUCUGAUGGCCGCGGAAGAUUGCCGAAUGCGGGUUUUGGAGCGGUAUGGGGAAUUGGAUCUCUUCCACCCAGUAAUGGGUGAGGAGGCUUCCAUCUCUGUCCCUCUCUUGAUCACCCGUAUGUAGUUCCAGGGCUGCCGCUCUACUCUUUACUGUGAGCAGAUCGCGCGUCUUUUGUUUCUGUCUUGGACAAUGGCUCGCACAUUGCUGCCAAUUUGAUUGGCCCAGUGGGAAACUUACAUGAU